Eublepharis macularius is the source of this 3674-nucleotide messenger RNA. It is a transcript of the gene SLC37A3, whose product is annotated as solute carrier family 37 member 3. Gene Ontology annotation, biological process: transmembrane transport. Lineage: Eukaryota; Metazoa; Chordata; Lepidosauria; Squamata; Eublepharidae. The transcript has 15 exons. The record is from RefSeq and is a predicted model, not a curated record. Gene Ontology annotation, cellular component: endoplasmic reticulum membrane. Bases 150 to 1664 code for a protein of 504 amino acids. Gene Ontology annotation, molecular function: transmembrane transporter activity.
CCGCGUUUACGUGGAGGGUCUGAGGCCGCGGGGAGAUAACCGGUGGCGGGUCCCGCUGAGGGAGAAGAAAGAUGACGUGAGCCACAUUCCAGCAUUAAAGGCAGAGUGGCCUGGGGGGGGGAAGUCGGGGGGAAACCAGAAGGAAAGCUAUGCCAGGAUCUUUAAGGCGGCAGCCUGCAAACAGGGUCCUUGUGCCACAGUUCACCCAUCACCAUGUUGCCGUGUUCCUGCUCACGUUCUUCAGCUACUCUCUGCUGCAUGCCUCCAGGAAAACCUUCAGCAACGUCAAGGUCAGCAUCUCCAGCCAGUGGACUCCCUCCUGCCUUAACGACACCGCCCUCCAGCUUCAGCCGUAUGAGCUGUGGAACAGCAGCCAUUUAUUUCCUGACAUCGGAGAAGCCACGCUUUUCCUUGGGACGCUUGACACCAUCUUCCUAUUCUCCUAUGCUGUGGGGCUCUUUGUCAGUGGGAUCGUUGGGGAUCGUCUGAAUAUGCGCUGGGUCCUGUCGUUUGGCAUGUGCUCUUCUGCAUUAGUGGUGUUCGUCUUUGGUACUGUCUCUGAAUGGCUGCAUUUCUACAACAAGUGGUUUUACUGCUGCCUGUGGAUCGUGAAUGGCUUGCUGCAGUCCACUGGAUGGCCCUGCGUUGUGGCUGUUAUGGGAAACUGGUUUGGCAAAGCUGGGAGGGGUUUUGUGUUUGGCCUCUGGAGUGCCUGUGCAUCAGUUGGCAACAUCCUGGGAGCAUUCCUCGCGUCCUCGGUUCUGCAGUAUGGCUAUGAGUAUGCUUUCUUGGUGACAGCAUCGGUACAGUUUGCUGGCGGAGUCAUUGUCUUCUUUGGCCUUGUGACUUCUCCCAAAGAAGUAGGCCUCCCAGAAGUUGGGGAAGAGGGUGAUGGUGGUGGGGCUGCUGAAGAAGAUGCCCGUGAGCCCUUAAUGGGCGGGAAUGACAGUUAUGAUGAAGACGAUCAAAAUUACACCAUCCAGGCAGCAGAUCCAAGCAGCAGCCCCCAGCCCAGGGCCAUAGGAUUUUUCCAGGCUUGUUGCCUACCUGGUGUGAUACUGUAUUCCUUGGCCUACGCCUGUCUGAAAUUGGUGAACUACUCCUUCUUCUUCUGGCUGCCCUUCUACCUCAGCAGCAACUUUGGAUGGAAAGAGGCAGAAGCCGACAAGCUCUCCAUUUGGUACGACGUCGGAGGGAUUAUAGGUGGCACCAUCCAAGGCUUAAUCUCUGAUGUGCUGCAGAAAAGAGCUCCGGUGCUAGCCAUUAGCCUCAUCUUGGCUGUUGGGUCUCUCGUUGGAUACAGCCGGUCACCAAACAGCAAAGUCAUCAAUGCAGUUAUCAUGGCCAUUACAGGCUUUUUCAUUGGUGGUCCUUCCAACAUGAUCAGUUCAGCCAUUUCUGCUGACUUGGGACGUCAGGAAAUGGUGAGAGGAAGCAGCGAAGCUUUGGCGACUGUGACGGGGAUCGUGGAUGGCACUGGGAGCAUUGGAGCGGCUGUGGGUCAGUACCUAGUGUCCUUGAUCCAAGAGAACUUGGGAUGGAUGUGGGUUUUCUAUUUCUUCAUUCUAAUGACGAGUUCAACAGUCCUGUUCAUCACACCCUUGAUCGUGAGGGAAAUAAGUGUGCUCCUGGGAGAGACGCCUGUGCGCAGGUCAGCCGGAUGACUGCCGUAUCCACUGGGGAACGGAACUCUUCAAGGAAGGCCAGCAGAGAGAGCGGCUAUCGGAAUUUCAGACAGCUCAUGUGUGCUUUUACUUUUAUCUUCCACUGAGUCAGAACUGGUGGGAAACAGCUCUGAAAGGGUUUACGUUGGACAGUUGUUGAUAUCUGAAGUUCUAAACCCAUCUGAAGAGGUGCUGUGGUCUUCUGGGGAGUGUGAUUCUUGAAGAGCUGAUUCAAUGGGCCAGAGAAGAUCUUUUUUCCCCCCUUCAGUUGUACCCCAAAAUCUCAGGGCCGGUCUGUGCAAUCAUCAGAAUCGAAUGGCAAAGAUAUUCCGGGAAUGAGCACUUUGGGCUGCUGGGGGCGGAGAACACGCAUUAUGCAUGUUUCCUCGCCAAACAAGUCUCCUAGACCCCAGAAGAGUAGUGUAGCCAGGAGAGUUCACAUUUGCCUGUUGGGCUGGGCAUGUCUUUUAUGGUUGGAGAGCAUUCAAAUGUGCAGCCCCCCGCCCCAUGCAGCCACAAGUGGUAGAGUCCAGGGAAUGCUUCUCCGCUCGUUUCUGUGUCAAUUGGCCCUCCUAAAUUCUUCGUACUGUUGUCUGCUUGUGUUUUUGUGCUGUGUCUGAAUGCCUGACAAUGACCAGAGAGACAAAACUGACAGCCCUCUUUGCUGCUUCCUUCAGCAAAUGGGCUUUAAAAGGCCUUUUUGUUACUUGAUACUAAAACAUCCACCUCCUGUCAGCUCAGAGCCACUGGGUGGCUGGCUGGCUUUGUGUAAGCUGACUGGGCCCGCUGCCUUCCUCCUGCGUUCUGCCCAGCCCUGUAUUUACUGAAUGCCCAUCAGGAAACUUUGAGUCUGUGGAAGCAGCCCAGGUCCUUACAACCUUCCUGCAAGAAGGCAGAGGUUGUGUUUUUAUUUCCGUUUUAAAUAUUUGUCCUAUUUUAGAUAUUGCAAGCUGCUCCUAGCCAGCAGUGCAGUUACAUUCCGUACUUGAUGAAUUCUUCUGUUGAUCUGCCUGAAGUGUGAGAAUGAGGUUGUGUCUUUGGAGAUGUGUGUAGCUAAGUCCUUCAUAGGGAAAAAAAAUAGUUUCCUGUUAUUCUUGAAAUUAAGAUGAACGUUGAUGUUAUGAUUUUGAAUGCACUUGAGGGACUGACUGGUACAACGACAAUGGGGUUCUGAAUUACCUGAGUGGUCUCCCUUUCUGAACAGCACAAUGAUGAUUUGCUGUCUGAGUUGGGAGACACCUUCGAUAUCCUCAGAGGCCUGUUUUCUCACUGAGGAGUCAUCUCAAGUUGUGGCCGUUUAGGUUGAAGAGAAUAUGGCUGAAGUGUCCUUUCAUCUGCACCAAAGACGACCUGUGGGUGUGAAACAAGUUAUUAAAAGUAUGGUGAUGCUCUCAGAGCUGUCAGCUUCUCCUCUUCCCCCUCACCUGGUCUAACAUUUAGUCGAGCUUCCUUUGUUCCACACUGUCAUGCUGAGAAUCUCCCUGUCCCAAUGCUCUGAGGUGGGGAAAUGCUUGGUGCCGUGAUGUUGGGACAUGAGUCAAGCUUACCUAGAUGUUAUAGAAGACAAGGGGCUGCUUAUUUCAGCUGCAGAGUGGCAGUUUUUGUGUUGUUUCAUGUUUUAAGUUUGCCUUUUAAUUUUAGUCGGAGUCAUAAGCCACUCUUGGCUCCCUCUCCUCAUCUUUGGGUGGAUUUUGUUCAGAAAACCAGGCCGCAUAGCCCCCUGGUCGAGAUUCAGUGUUGAUCAUUUGUCAAUAGGAUCUAGAAAAGAAUCAUGAGUUUGGGUUGGGUCACUUGGUUGACACACCAGUUCUCAGCCUGGUUCAGAAAAUUUACCUGCAGCCUGGGAAGACUUAAGUUUCAGUUUUCCCAGGUGUUUCAGGUAGGUAGCCAUGUUGGUCUGAAGUAGAACAGCAGGAUUUGAGUCCAAUUGCACCUUAGAGACCAACAAAAUUUUCUGGGUAUAAGCUUCUGAGAGCCAGAGCUCCCUUCUUUGGAUACACUCCUCCCUGU